Molecule: messenger RNA, 981 nt
Organism: Dichotomopilus funicola
Lineage: Eukaryota; Fungi; Ascomycota; Sordariomycetes; Sordariales; Chaetomiaceae
Exons: 3
Coding region: 1-981 (326 amino acids)
Source: RefSeq, a predicted model, not a curated record
AUGAAGAGCUUCCUUGCAGCCACGCUCUUUUCCCAAGCGGCAUUGGCCUUUGCCCCGUGGUGGGAUGGUGCCCCAGACUGUGCACAAGACUGCUUCUCCUCAUGGUGGUCAUCCUCCACCGCCUGGCCAACCCCAACCGCCUACUGUUCCGCCAGUCAGGGCGCCUCCGUGUCCUCUUGUCUCGCGGCAGCCUGCUCAGCCACGCCCACGGCUGUGACCUCAUAUAGCUCGCUAUCCUCCUCCCUAUGCGCUCAGUGGUCGUCUUGUAGCGCUGCGGGAUCGACUGGCGUGUACACUAUCUCCGCACCUGAAAUCACCGCCGCAACCGGUACCUGGCCCAACCGUCCCGGUCAUUGGCGCGGCGACCCCAACGACCCCAACAACGACGACAACAACUGGAACUGGGACGAAAAGCACACCUCCCGCUACGCCCAAUGGACCCGCACUUGGUCCGGCGGCGCUUACACCGUCACCGGCUGCGAAUUCGACAACAGCCCCUGGGCCGGCGGACCGUGGGGUUUCGGCCCCGGCCACGGCGGCCCCGGUCUCGACUCCCCCUCUCGCGGACCCUGGGCGCCCUGGGGGAAGGGGUGGACUUGGCAUACUGUUACGAGGACUGUUACUAAAGUGGUAACUAUUUCUGAUGCUACUGCUACCGCGAGUCCGACGGGAACAGGGACAAGCAGCUGGACGGGGACAGACUCGAUCGAGCCGGGGGUGGUGUUGUCGACGAGUGUGGGGGUGGAGGUGUUGGCUUUGGCGGAGAGUGAUGGGAUUACUAGUACUAGUGUUGUGGCGUCGGGAGCUCAGGCCACGGAGACGACGGGGACAGGGACGGGGGGUGCGGCCGCCGCUACUGGUACUGGUACUGCUACGGGUACGGGGACGUCGGGUGGGACUGGGAUGAAGGAGGGGCUUGGGGUGAAGAUUUGUGGUGCUGUUUUGGGGGGGUUGGUGGUGGGUGUUGUUGUGUUUCUUUGA